GUACCCUCUAACUAAAUAUGGAUUAGCUGCCGCUGUGGCCCGCUACCUAAAUCCAACCGAUGCCAGAAGCCGAGAUCCAUCAAACUCUGGCUUAUCAAAGGGUGGAUUUCGAGAACGGGUCUCUUGUUGUUCUUUGUUUAUUGCUGUGGACACGCUUCGCAAGCUUUCGGUUAUUAUCAUACUUCCGCGAGAUGGUUCAGCAGAAAUCCAUGUCUGUUGCACAGAAAGUGUAAUGGCAAAGGAUUCUCAAGCAGCUCCGACCGGUCACGGUAAACAACUUUCUUCUAAAAGUACCUGUCAGCUUAUACAUGCCAUGUACAAAGUUGUAUAACGUUGUGCAGACGUCGGAGAAUAUCACGCCUAAGCGAGCCAUUUAUACUAUAUUUUAGCCGGUCUGGACUAGGGAUAAGAGUUGUGGCACCCUGUCCACUCUCGGCGUUCGUCGAGUUGGUGUGGAACGUCAGACUUGCGGCCGAAAGAGCCACUCUCCAAUCAUUGUCACCAGAUCGCCAGGCGACGGGAGCACACACCCCGGUCACGCCGGCUACCAGUAACCCAUGUCACUGACAGGGCUUUCCCUUGCCCAUGCCUUUGCCGCCGAGCUCAGGCUUCGACAGUUACAAAAAUGUGAUGCAAUUGUUUUUCCGUUUCUGGAUCCGAUGCCAAUUUUUCCCAUUCACGCUCUAUCUUUUCUUAUUCUUACUGUAGGGGGUUUACGGCCAUUCUAUAUUAUUUUUCUUCCUCCGCAAACUCCAACGUUUCCACCACUCUGUAACAAUGGCGGAAAAGGACGAAUUUGAAGAUGCGGUUCCUCCCCAAUUACCGUUAUGGCGCCUAGUUAUCGACCAAGCUCGAGUCACGCCCGAGGUGCUCAACUACCCAUACCGCGGUUCCGGCACAACUGAAGACCCUUAUAUUGUCACAUACAUUCCCAAUGAUCCAGGCAAUCCAUUCACCUGGACGUCGAAGCGGCGAUGGGCAAUCAGUUGGAUUGUGGCGACGGAAAUCCUAGCGACGGCGUUCGCUUCCAGUGCGUUCAGCGGGACGAUUCGCGAGCUUAUUAUCGAUUUUCAUGCCAGCACCGAGUUGAUCACGGCGGGCAUUUCACUGUUUGUUCUCGGGUUCGCCCUGGGUCCUUUGCUCUGGGCUCCUCUGUCUGAAAUCUACGGUCGACAAAUCAUCUUCUUCAUUACUUUCGGGGUGUUUACGGCUUUCAAUGGCGGCUGCGCCGGUGCCAACAGCAUUGGGACUUUGUUGGUGCUGCGUUUCUUUGCCGGUGCUUUCGGCUCGUCGCCCUUCACCAACGCCGGUGGUGUCAUUGCCGACAUUUUUCCCGCCUCGGAAAGAGGACUGGCAAUGGGUAUUUUCUCGCUCGCUCCCAGUAUGGGUCCGACACUUGGGCCUUUCUGUUCUGGAUUCCUGGGUGAAAACGAGGGCUGGCAAUGGGUUAUGGGGUUGUUGACCAUUUUCUCCGGUGUGCUUUGGAUCGCGGGCGCUCUGUUUGUGCCGGAAACCUAUGCGCCUGUCAUCCUGCGCAAGCGGGUAGACAAAUUAUCCCAGAUGACCGGGAAGGUGUAUACUUUGGAAGCAGACAAAGAAAAGGGUCGGCCGUCAGUCAAAUCGCUGCUGCCGACGGCUCUGAUCCGGCCGUGGAUUUUGUUGUUUUUGGAACCGAUUGUUUUGUUGUUGUCUCUUUACAUUGCCAUUGUCUACGGCACACUUUAUCUCAUGUUCGGCGCCUACCCGAUCGUCUUCCAACAACACCGAGGCUGGUCCGAAGGUAUCGGUGGUCUCCCAUUCAUCGGAGUAGCCGUCGGAAUGGUAGCAGGCAUCAUCUUCUCCGGCUACACCAACAAAUGGUACAUCAGGGAAGCCGAGAAGCAUGGAGGCGUAGCGCCCGCGGAAGCACGACUCCCUCCCGCAUUCUACGGUGCGGUCGCCAUCCCCAUCGGCCUGUUCUGGUUCGCCUGGACAAACUACACCUCGAUCCACUGGAUUUCUCCCGUCAUGGCAGGGGCACCAUUCGGAUUCGGAUUCACCAUCAUCUUUUUGGUCGUCACCAACUACCUGAUCGACUCGUAUACGAUUUUUGCAGCGUCAGUUCUCGCGGCCAACACUGUCCUCCGGUCGUUAUUUGGUGCCGCCUUCCCCCUGUUCACUCCAGACAUGUUUGACACUCUAGGCAUCCACUGGGGCGCAUCGAUCCCGGCCUUCUUGGCGCUGGCAUGUGUGCCCUUCCCGUUUAUUUUUUACAAGUACGGCGCCCAGAUUCGCGCCCGGUGCGUCUACGCCGCGCAGGCUGAAGCCGCCAUGGCCGAGUUGCGCGCAAGAGCUGCCCGGGCGGCUGAAGGUGGAGUGGAAGAGAGCGUGUCUGAAAAGGAAGAGGAGGGAACUACUCCAGGCGAAGGUGAAGAAGGUGCAGAAGCACGCUUCGAACCUAUCAGACCGACUAGGACAAAUGCCUCUGUCGAUCGUGCUUCCAUGAGAGGCGGCUUGACUAGAAUCAAGUCCCGCUCCGGCAGUAUCAGCGAGGCCGCCGGCUAUGACUUCAGUCCCUUCGAUAUCGAUCGUGUUAAUACCCAGAACUCGAUUGCUGGUUUGGAUCUGUCGAGGACGAGAACGUCGCUUGAACGGUCGAGGACGCAUCGGUCGAUCGAGCGUACGAGAACUUCUGAGCGAUGAUCUGGAUCUGUUUUGCAACAAAAGGAGCGUUCGUGUUGAGAUGGGUGAUUGGUUUUCCAAGAUCUUGGAUUCGGACGUAUUACUGUACUGUACUGUACAUUUAUUUCUAAUGUAAUUCAUUAUUGCUCGUCACUUUUAUUUAUGGCCGCCAGGUGAUGAGCAAGGAGUGAGAGUGCGAUGAUCUGAUAUGAUCCAUGCAUGAAUGGGACGGUGCACUGUGUUUGAAAAGAUAAUAGACUUUCAUUUCUCUUAUUGGUCUUCCGAUCCAUAAAUAAAUCACCAGAGAAACAUUAGCAAAACCCAAUAUACUCCUUGUUGUCCG
This is a messenger RNA of Exophiala dermatitidis NIH/UT8656, 3004 nucleotides long. RefSeq names its product MFS transporter, DHA1 family, multidrug resistance protein. The record is from RefSeq and is a predicted model, not a curated record. Gene Ontology annotation, biological process: transmembrane transport. Bases 778 to 2682 code for a protein of 634 amino acids. Gene Ontology annotation, molecular function: transmembrane transporter activity. The transcript is spliced from 2 exons. NCBI's taxonomy places the organism in Eukaryota, Fungi, Ascomycota, Eurotiomycetes, Chaetothyriales, Herpotrichiellaceae.